Messenger RNA from Clarias gariepinus (North African catfish), 1884 nucleotides. RefSeq names its product lipase, member Ib (gene lipib). The record is from RefSeq and is a predicted model, not a curated record. Gene Ontology annotation, molecular function: carboxylic ester hydrolase activity; lipase activity. Bases 108 to 1469 code for a protein of 453 amino acids. Gene Ontology annotation, biological process: lipid metabolic process. NCBI's taxonomy places the organism in Eukaryota, Metazoa, Chordata, Actinopteri, Siluriformes, Clariidae. The transcript is spliced from 11 exons.
UUCAGCCUCUUAUCGUUGACUCUUGCACAGAGACGUGUUUUGGACGGUGUGAUCUCUCCUGAGCAGGAACAGCGACGCUGGUUUCAGGGACAACUUUUCCUCCAGUAAUGAUGGAUCUUUGGCGGUUUAUGGUUUUGCUGGACGUCUUCUUGCUUGCCAGAGGUGCAGACAAAAUGUGUGAUAACUUUUCUGACUUGGACUUCCACGAGGCGUUCAUUGGAACCAAUCUGUAUGUGCGUCUGCUCCUGUACACGCGCGCCAACCUGGACUGUGGCCACGAGCUUUCUCACAACGACUUCACCAACGAGCCGCUGUUUCACGUGAUGCGACCCACCACCUUCGUCAUCCACGGCUACCGGCCCACCGGCGCGCCCCCCAUCUGGAUCGACCACAUCACACGUCUGCUGGCCGCGCAGGCUGACAUGAACAUCCUGGUGGUGGACUGGAACCGUGGUGCUGCCAACUUUAACUAUUUUACAGCCGUAGCAAACACACGGCACACCGCCGCCAACAUCACCGCCUUCAUACACCGGAUGACAGAUGAGGGAGCAUGCCUCGAUUCGAUCCAUCUCAUAGGAGUGAGUCUGGGUGCACACGUGGCCGGGUUUAUAGGAGCCAUGCUGGGAGGCCGAGUGGGACGAAUCACAGGUCUGGACCCCGCCGGGCCGAUGUUCGCAGGAGUGCCUCCAGAGGAGCGUCUGGAUCCGACCGACGCUCAGUUGGUGGACGUCCUACACACGGACAUGAACUCGUUUGGCCUCAGAGGACCUAACGGUCAUAUUGAUUUCUAUGCUAAUGGCGGACUAGAUCAGCCUGGCUGCCCCAAGACCAUCUUCUCAGGAAAGGCCUACUUCGUUUGUGAUCAUCAGCGCUCUGUUUUUCUCUACCUGUGCUCUCUAAACCGCACCUGUCCCCUCACUGCGUAUCCCUGCUCCUCCUACGCCGACUUCAUCAACGGCCUGUGCGUACAGUGUGAGGCCUUUAAACCAGCGUCCUGCCCCGUUUUGGGAUACGACUUGAGUCAGUGGAGGGACAAACUGUUAAAACUGGGACAGACGAAAGUCUAUUUCUCCACCACAGCAGAGCCACCGUACAGGAAAACGAGCUACAUAGUGGACACUCUUACAUGGAAUCAGCACCUGCGAUGGGGGAUAGUUAUCCUUUACCUUCACAGUGGCAAAAAUGUUACCGAGGCGAGGAUUGACCACAAGCUGCUUCGGUUUGAGCAACACACCAACAUGAGACUACUCGCCCAGUUUGACGAGGACUUGUAUCCAGUUGAGAAGAUCUCCUUCCGGGUCGUCACUGGAAAUGUGAUCGGACCUCGAUAUAAGAUCCGUCUGCUCCGGAUUAUGAUUACGCCACUCGAUCUGCCGGAGAGGCCUCCGAUGUGCCGAUAUGACCUCGUAAUGGAAGAGAACACGGAGGUGACCUUUAAGCCGGUGUCGUGUGAUGAGUCUCAUCUGUAAACCUUCGCAAACCCGUCAUGUACGUUACAAAACUGCAAACCGGCUAAUCUGUGGAGUGGGUAUCAUCUGCCCAGGGAGCGAGAGAGCAUCCCGGAUCAUCUUGUGCCUUGAAGCCAUUUUUUCAGUAACUGUGGUCAGGUUUUAGGGACAUAUACGCAUCACGGUUAACUUAAUCACAGAAAAGAUGUUUGUGAACUUUCCUUUUUUCUUAUAUCGUCCAGUCGAUUCCACUUAUUGCGACAUAGAAAUUGUUCCCUUUUGAUAUCCUGAUCUAGUCUCUCACAACACAAAUUGGUCCUUGGAUUUCAAAAAACAUCUGAGACACUCUUUGGAUGUUCUGUGAACCGAUCGGCUUUUUGAAUCAGUGCAGAUCACAGAGAGCAGUUUGUCAGUCUGCGUGAACUUCCUGUGAGGU